AUGGGCACGAACUCCACGCUUCCCAACGGCUUGAGGUUGCAAAGAAGCUAUGGGUAUGGCAAUUUGAACAUCUCCAGCGGCCCGAGUCUAUCGUUCAACGGCACCGACGCCAUGGGAGCCAAGAUCUGGAACUUUUUCGUGAUAUACGGUCCCCGGUUACGAGCCACUGAGAUCAUGCUGCACUGGUGUGUGAACACAUACAGGGUCACGGUACAGGACAACCUUCCCGUCACACAAAAGGUCGCUUCCUAUACGAAUCCACAGACGGGAGAGGUGUUUGUGGAGACUUACAACAUGACCAGUAACGCGACGUACUUGACAUCACCAGAUAACCCGGGCAAGAAGUAUGUGGCCGACGGGAUGGGCCCUGCCGAGAUUGCUGACAUUCUCGACUCUACUCUAUCGGGAACCUAUAUUGAUGGCGGCACAUACAUGUUCCAGAACGGGACUCAAAUCUAUGGGACAGCCUUAUCGCGAGCUGCAAUCGGUAUCAAUGAGACAACCGAGUCUCAGAAGCUUGAUGAUGCCCUGUUCACGACGCUUCGCAACCUUACCGAGAACAUUGCCAGUGGUCUCACGAAUGCUCUCUUGAUCAGCAACGUCAGCGGGACUGCGUGGCAGGAGGAGAGAUUCGUCUCUAUCCGGUGGCCAUGGUUGACGCUAUUGGCGGCUCAGGUCGGGCUCUCGAUCCUGACCUUGGCCAUCAUCAUGGUGGAGACUGCCAGUCUAGACAUUGGGAUUGUCAAGGGCUCGCCCCUCCCGGCACUUCUGGCAGUGCACCCAGAUGAGAAGAGUGUGCUGCUAGGAGACCAUGUCGAGGAAAUGCUCAAUGAGGAUAGCAGGCUACCGCACCUGAGGGCGUCAGGUAUUACCGGAGGGCUGCGUAGAGAAGGAGAUGGUUGGAUUCUUCAGGGCAUCAAAAGACGUUGA
Colletotrichum fioriniae is the source of this 930-nucleotide messenger RNA. NCBI's taxonomy places the organism in Eukaryota, Fungi, Ascomycota, Sordariomycetes, Glomerellales, Glomerellaceae. The record is from RefSeq and is a predicted model, not a curated record.